UCGUAUUGAAUUACAGAAAUCGAAGGAACGUAUGGUUCUUACUUCAGUGGGAAGCGGAAUUGAUACGGUUGAAUCGGAAUUGUUAAUCCCCCGUUGAUCGUGUAAUUAGGGACGAGGGUGUCCACGGGUGGCUUCCCCCCUUUGUGCUGUCAUAGUCAGCUGACUCGGGUUCAUCGUCGAUUCAUCGUGUCUGACAAGGUUGUUAUGACUUUUUUAACAUCUCGGUUACACUGCGUGCAUCAUGUUUACGUCGUCGUUAGCCUGUGAAACGUCGUAAAACUCGAUGGAAAUAAUUUUCUGCUCGAUGGAAACGUCGUUCGAACCCGCUUAUCUCGCCGUCGUGUCAAGGAGCAUCAGCUAGAGGCUCGAACUGGGGACCGACUUGGAAAAUUAUGUGAUACUUUCCCUGCUCUACUUGAAUUCACCGCGAUGGCUUCUAUUUGUCGCCGCUGGCGGCUAUGGAUUCUGCCAGUUUUAACUUGCCUCUACGCGCUGCUCAUCAUUGUUUUGGUGCCUAUUCUGUUGGCGAACUCUAUUAAGAAUGGCUUCAAGAAGCAGGAUCAAGGAGCUCUGGUCGGUGGCGCGUUUGUACUGCUGGCAUUGCCCAUUGCUUUCUACGAGAUUGUGCAACACAUGAUAUAUUACACACAGCCUAGACUGCAGAAGUACAUAAUCAGAAUACUAUGGAUGGUACCAAUUUAUGCAGUAAACGCUUGGCUUGGUCUGGUGUAUCCAGAAGGGAGUAUAUACGUGGAUAGUUUAAGAGAAUGCUACGAGGCGUAUGUAAUAUACAAUUUUAUGAUGUAUUUAUUGGCCUAUUUGGACGCGGAUCGCCAAUUGGAACACAGACUUGAAAUCUCCCGUCAAGUACAUCAUAUGUUUCCCUUGUGUUGUUUACCCGACUGGGAAAUGGGAAGAGAAUUUGUACAUAUGUGCAAACAUGGAAUAUUGCAGUACACUGCUGUUAGGCCCAUAUCAACUUUAAUAUCAUUUAUUUGUGAGCUGAAUGGUGUAUACGGAGAAGGUGAAUUCAGAACAGACGUAGCGUUUCCGUAUAUGAUUGCUGUAAAUAACUUAUCGCAAUUCGUCGCCAUGUACUGUCUGGUGCUCUUCUACCGUGCCAAUGCGGAUGCUUUACAGCCGAUGAAACCAAUCGGCAAGUUCUUAUGUAUCAAAGCAGUCGUGUUCUUCUCCUUCUUUCAAGGUGUACUUGUUGCGUUGCUAGUGUAUUUCGAUGUCAUAUCAAGUAUCUUCAAUACAAAUGACAUGGAUGAUAUCAGGAGUAUAUCGUCGAAACUGCAAGACUUCCUAAUCUGCAUCGAGAUGUUUUUGGCAGCGGUCGCUCAUCACUAUAGCUUUUCUUAUAAACCAUUUGUAAAUCUAGCACAAGGACAAGCAUGGUGGGAUGCAUUCAGAGCCAUGUGGGACGUCUCGGACGUACACAACGACAUAAAAGAACACCUGGGGGUAGUGGGGUCGUCGUUGAGUCGCAGGAUACGUGGUCGCAGUGCUUAUCAGCAAGCCUGGAGCAGCGCAACGGAACGAACGUCUCUGUUACCCGAGGCGGCGGUGGUGGCCAUGGCCAAAAGUGCACCAGCGUGUUCAUUUUCUGGUUACAAUACGGGUGAGAUGGGACAGAACGAUCCAAUCGAUCAGAUACCAGACGUGCAGGAUACCAAUAACGCGGUGAAAACGUAACUCUGACAGUGUGAUGUGUCUUGGACUCUCGAGAACAUUCGAAGUGUCAAUGUCGUCCUAUUCCUAACCUCAUCCAGGAUCACUCUGUAUCGCUAGUGCAUUGUAUGUUUAACGAAAAGAAAGAGGUCUAGUUUUGCAACGAGCGUGCUCCACCCACCCUGUGUAUUUGUACAAAUUCUCAUGUCACGGGAGACGAUUUGCAACUACGAAUUAAGGAUUUGAUACGUCACGACGUCACUGCGAGUAAGUGUCGUUUAACCACACGUCCAUUUAAAACGCUUUUUUCCUCCUUAUUUGCGGCCAAACCAUUCGCGCCUUCGUGUUACCAAUGGUGUACUAGCAAAUAAUUGUAUAUAGUAAUGUUUAUACAUAGAACAAUAUAUCGGUGCAGUCCU
Molecule: messenger RNA, 2093 nt
Organism: Dufourea novaeangliae
Lineage: Eukaryota; Metazoa; Arthropoda; Insecta; Hymenoptera; Halictidae
Product: transmembrane protein 184C
Exons: 7
Coding region: 430-1698 (422 amino acids)
Biological process (GO): transport
Molecular function (GO): transporter activity
Source: RefSeq, a predicted model, not a curated record